Molecule: messenger RNA, 2950 nt
Organism: Pogonomyrmex barbatus (red harvester ant)
Lineage: Eukaryota; Metazoa; Arthropoda; Insecta; Hymenoptera; Formicidae
Gene: Eip74EF
Product: Ecdysone-induced protein E74
Biological process (GO): cell differentiation; regulation of transcription by RNA polymerase II
Cellular component (GO): nucleus
Molecular function (GO): sequence-specific DNA binding; DNA-binding transcription factor activity, RNA polymerase II-specific
Source: RefSeq, a predicted model, not a curated record
ACACACGGUGCUUUAAAAGUCGCAUUCUUUUCCAAGUUGUCGAAAAAAAAAUAAACGAAACGAGUGCUAAAGGGACAAGAGGAGUAAAGAGGAGCGAGGUUUACUUCCGCACUCCGCGAGAGCGGCGUGUGAAGAGGACGAAAGGGGAAGAGAAAAGGGAAUUGUUGGCGAGUGUGUUAUCUUUUCUUUUUCAAGUUGGAGACACGUGUUAGAACCAAGUAGCGUAUGCUGUGCGCGCAUCGUGAUGUGGGAUAAAAAAGUAGUUUAUUAACAAUAGAAUUUAAAGAUACGUGGAUACUCGUAAACUCGUUGAGGAUAAGACACGCUGGACACGAAGAAAGUUGCGUGACAGAGGCGCAGGAGAGGUGAAAAGUUUCUUUCAACUGGUCAUACCUUUUAGAAGGAAUGCGUAACUGUGCUCAACUCGAUCGCUACCAGUCGACCGAAUCACGAUCGGAGUGAACUUUGAUUAUCUAUUGUCGGCGAUUUAAGAAACUAGAUCGACGGUUAUCGCAUCGGACUCUCCGUGCUUAUUUUCAUGAGCACGUGAUACCGUAUGACGGAAUAACUUAAAAGGACACGAAAUUUCUUCGAUCACGCGUGUGAUCUUUUUCGGGAUCCGCGGACCCGGCGCGUUCCGUUGCUCCUUUUUCGUUUACGAAUCUCUCUCGAGAGAGAGAGAGAAAGACGGAAGAGGAAGGGAGACGGAGCGUUGCGUGCGCGCGCGUGUGAGUGGACGCACGCGUGUCCGCGUGCGUGCGUCGCGGACGCGCGUGAUGCAAGCCGCGUGGACUGUCGCAAUUCGGGCCGGAUAAAUAAUCGCGGAUCGACCGCUCGGCGCGUCCGCUCGCGUAUUCGUCGAAAAAAAUCGUCGCGGGGGUGGGAAGACUCGCGGAGCGAGGAGGGGAACGCGUCGCCUCGGUCAGUACAGUGAGUGCGGAAGGAAUCAGGUGCGGGAAACAAACUCCGCAGACAUGUUGGUGCCUCACUUCCUUCUUCCCGAGUGUCGCGUGUAGCAAGAUAGAAACGGCAGGUGAACGACAGCGCGUGGAAAAGAGAGAACAAAACUAUCCGGGUGCGGCGUAGACGGGACGCGAAAGAGGCGGAGAAAUCUCGGAGGUGGUUUUAGAUGUUAAAAGGCGCGGGGGUGGCUAGAGUGGCCCCGCCGCUGGGUACGGGUCCAGAUGCCGGUCCCCAUAUCGCAAACACCCACAUUAACCUCCACCCUCGUGCCCAAGGAGGAAUCAAACAUGCCCUUCAUAGACGACGAGCUAUUCUGGUACUCUGACAAUGACAAUGGAAAGAUAGAUCUGACCCAGUGCCUUCAGCAGAGCAACACGGGCCAAUCGGUAGAGUUUUCUCCGAUGGAGUUGAGUGCUCUGGCGGUACCAAAUAUGCCGGCGGAGGAAGGCGCUGGUAUGUCCAGUGUCACAGGAGAGGAAUUAUUCGAUCCCUUGGACUUUCUGCGGGAACUCGAAGCAGAGGCCAGCCAACCCACCUCUACCACAACCCCUUCCUCCUACAAAAGACAGAGGCACAAUAUUGCUGCGGCGAAUCCUUUAUUAGCAGAAAAAUUAGCAGCUCCUUCGACGCAAGCAUCUCCAACGAUUCCUUCGAUCUCUUACGCCUCGAGGGCAGAAAUCAAGACGGAAAAUAUUCAACCUGAAACGAGCAAAGUGGAUACCAGGGAAGUUCAGCCGCACGACACGGGCGAGAAGGAGCAGCUGGGCCUCGCGAGCGUAAAAGUUGAGCCGGGAUCCACCAGCGCGACGACCACCAGCAGCACGGGGACUCGUCUGCUCCACGGUAUUCUCUCCCAGCAUCCCCAGCAGCAUGGCCUGGGCCUGCCAAACGGAUACGGCCGACACUUGGCCGGUCAUGCACAGAUGGGCCAACCGCCUUACACCACUGCCGCCAUCGCCACGACGAAUACGCCAGGAAGUGGAUCACUGCCAGCGAGUCCAGCGGACAGCGGAGUCAGUGACGUCGAGUCCAGCACGUCCUCCGGUGGCAACGAGGACGCGAAUCUCUUACUGAAAGCCAGGCUCAAUCCUAAUUCGUCCCUCCAGCCGAGCUUGGCGUCUCAUCACUCUCAUCUGUCGUCGGCAGCACUCGGUAGAUCAGCCUGCCACAGCCCUGGCGUAUAUCCGGGGUCGACGGCAAGCUUCCUGUCGCCUACCUAUCAUCCUCAUCAGCAUCAUCCCUCCCAGUAUCACCCACAUCGGGGGAGCUCGCCGCACCAUCAGCACAGCAACCAUACCAUGGGUCCGACGAUGGGACCGCCCCACCAUCACCAUCAUCAUCAAGCGCAAGGUCUUCAGCAUCACUUGCAUUACCGUCAGCCAUCCUCACUGUCCGAUAGCUACAACAGUUACAUAAACAUGUACGGCGGGGGUGGGCAGUUUGCGACCCCCUGUACCCCGAGUCCGCCGCGAGGACCCGGUGGCGUGCCCACCAGUGUGAUCCAGGCGGCCACCAGCUCGGUUUCGGACGAUCUCUACCUUCUCGAGCUCGGCUUCCCGCCGCGCUCGAAGAAGAACAAGUUGAAAAAGCCGCGGCAGGGUAGCGAGGGCGGCGCCGCGGUGAAGCGGAAGUCGCGCGAGGGCUCGACCACGUACCUGUGGGAGUUCCUGCUCAAGCUGCUGCAGGAUCGCGAGUACUGUCCGCGAUACAUCAAAUGGACGAAUCGCGAGCGGGGCGUCUUCAAGCUGGUCGACAGCAAGGCGGUCUCGCGGCUCUGGGGUAUGCACAAGAACAAGCCGGACAUGAACUACGAGACGAUGGGUAGGGCACUGCGCUACUAUUAUCAGCGUGGCAUCCUGGCGAAGGUGGAUGGCCAACGGCUGGUCUAUCAGUUCGUCGAAGUGCCGAAGGACAUUGUCGAGAUCGAUUGUACGGGCGCAUGAGACAGGGGGUCGACUCGUCCCGCGGGGCACGAGAGAGAAAAAAA